Molecule: messenger RNA, 1894 nt
Organism: Raphanus sativus (radish)
Lineage: Eukaryota; Viridiplantae; Streptophyta; Magnoliopsida; Brassicales; Brassicaceae
Product: pectinesterase/pectinesterase inhibitor 3
Exons: 3
Coding region: 32-1810 (592 amino acids)
Biological process (GO): cell wall modification
Molecular function (GO): pectinesterase activity; pectinesterase inhibitor activity
Source: RefSeq, a predicted model, not a curated record
ACAUUCACCACUCACUCAUCAGUGUCAAGAAAUGGCAUUAUCUAUCAAAGAACUCUUUUCCAAAUAUAAUUUUAGAAGAAGUAAAAAACUUGUUUUACUUUCUGCCGCCGUAGCCUUGCUCCUCGUAACCGCCGUGGUUGGAAUCGCCGUGGGAGCUUCGAAAACCAACGAAAAGGGAAAACGAACUCUAUCUCCGUCAUCUCACGCCGUGUUAACAUUCGCAUGCAGCUCCACGCGUUACCCUGAGCUCUGCAUCUCCGCAGUAUCCACCUCCGGAGGCGUCAAGCUUACGUCGCAGAAAGACGUCAUCGAGGCUUCGCUUAACCUCACGACAACUGCCGUGGAACACAACUACUUCACGGUGAAGAAGCUGAUCAAGAAUAGGAAAGGACUAACUACUCGCGAGAAGACGGCACUUCAUGACUGUUUGGAGACUAUUGAUGAGACGCUUGAUGAGCUUCACGAGGCGGUGGAAGAUCUCCAUUUGUAUCCUAACAAGAAGCCUCUCCGGGAACACGCCGGCGAUCUCAAAACCCUACUUAGCUCCGCCAUUACCAACCAGGAGACUUGUCUAGACGGCUUUUCUCAUGACAGGGCUGACAAGAAAGUCCGCAAGGCCUUGUUGAAGGGUCUGAUGCACGUAGAGCACAUGUGCAGCAAUGCACUAGCAAUGAUCAAGAACAUGACUGAUACCGAUAUAGCCAAUUUCGAGCCAAAAGCUAAAGUCACCUCAAACAACCGUAAACUCAAGGAGGAGGAGACUACGGUGGCCGCAGAUAUUGCUAGCGUCGGAGAGUUAGACGCGGAGGGGUGGCCGACUUGGUUAUCCGCAGGAGAUAGGAGGCUUCUUCAAGGGUCUACAGUGGAAGCCGAUGCUACCGUGGCGGCUGAUGGUAGCGGUACAUUCACAAGUGUGGCAGCUGCGGUUGCCGCGGCCCCGGAGAAUAGUAAUAAGAGGUAUGUAAUACAUAUAAAAGCCGGAGUUUAUAGAGAGAAUGUGGAUGUGGCCAAGAAGAAAAAGAAUAUAAUGUUUAUGGGAGAUGGUCGGACAAAAACUAUUAUUACCGCAAGUAGAAACGUCGUCGACGGUAGCAGCACCUUCGACUCCGCCACCGUUGCUGCCGUCGGUGAAAGAUUUUUAGCGCGUGACAUCACUUUCCAAAACACAGCAGGGCCGUCGAAGGAACAAGCGGUGGCUCUACGUGUCGGUUCUGACUUCUCCGCUUUCUACCAAUGCGACAUGCUAGCUUACCAAGACACCCUCUACGUCCACUCUAACCGUCAGUUCUUCGUCAACUGUUUCAUUGCCGGAAGUGUCGACUUCAUAUUUGGAAACGCUGCCGUUGUUUUCCAAGACUGCGAUAUCCACGCCCGUCGACCAAACUCAGGACAGAAAAACAUGGUCACUGCCCAAGGACGGACUGAUCCUAACCAAAACACCGGAAUAGUUAUCCAGAAUUGUCGGAUUGGUGCCACGUCAGAUUUACUGUCUGUGAAAAAUAAUUUUCCGACGUAUCUUGGUCGGCCGUGGAAGGAGUAUUCGCACACGGUGAUAAUGCAGUCGGAUAUCUCUGACGUGAUCCGACCAGAAGGGUGGUUCGAAUGGGACAAAACUUUCGCAUUGGACACUCUGACAUACAGAGAGUAUGUGAACACGGGAGCAGGAGCUGGAACUCGAGAUAGAGUGAAGUGGAAAGGCUUUAAGGUAAUAACAAAUGCUGCUGAAGCUGAGCCAUAUACGGCCGGUCAGUUUAUUGGUGGUGGAAGCUGGUUAACUUCGACCGGUUUCCCUUUCUCGCUUGGUCUUUGAGAUGUUAUUGUUGUUUAUUCCUACAUGUUGUUGUUGGUCGAAUAAUUAUUGAUUUAAUAAAUAAAUCAUAAUGUUGUUUGUUUC